CGCGGCGCGCGCCCCGUGCGCAGGCGCGGCGGCCGCGGCGAGCGUGGACGUGCGGGCGAGAAGAUGGCGGCGGCGGGGGCAGCAGCGUGAGCAGCCGGGCCGCGCCGGGGCUCCCCGAGACGGGCCGCCAUGGCCCUCCGCGAGCCGCAGUACAUUUUUGGAGAUUUUAGCCCAGAUGAAUUCAAUCAGUUCUUUGUGACUCCUCGUUCUUCAGUUGAGCUGCCUCCGUUCAGCGGGGUGGUCCUGGAUGGCCCGCUGGCGGCGGAGGACCCGCCCGAGGGCCCAGAGAGCCUGGAGUGCCAGAGGCCCGAGCCCGGCGGCCAGGAGGGGACGGGGCACAGAGCCGCGGGGCCGGCCCCCGGCCGCAGCCUCUCCAGCACGCUGAACCCCCAGGCCCCAGAGUUCAUUCUGGGCUGCACAGCGUCCAGGACAAAUGCCGAGGACAGAGACAGAGACGUGACCUCCAGCCCCGUGGACUGGCAGGACCCCGACGCGGGCCCGGCCUUGGACAGCCCCGGCGGCGCGGAGGAUGAGGGCCCGGAGGGGGGGCUGGGGCAGAGGGAGCGGAGGAGGAAAAAGAAGCGGCCCCCCGGCUACUACAGCUACUUGAAGGACGGCGGCCAGGACGCCGCUUCCCCCGGAGCCCUGGUCAACGGCCACGGCCCCGACGACGCCGAGCUGGUGACUGGGGGGGUCCUGACCCCGUCCCCGUCCCCGAGGACUUGUAGGAGCCCUCAGGAGCCCUCGGACUUGUGCGGCGGGCCUUUCCCCGAGGCCCUGGAGGGCAGGACUGCGGGGCGGCUCGAGGGCUGCCCCGGGGCUGCCCCGGCACUGGCCUGCCUCCCCGAGCACGGCCCGCCCAGGACCGCGGGGGCCCAGACUACUGAGGAGCUCACCGAGCUCACCGUCGCAGACGGACAGAUACUUGAACCCUCGGGCGGGGCCGUGGCCACCAACGGCCUGACCUUCCACGCGGCCGAGAGCACGGACUCGGAGCCCGCCGGCGCCCGCGCCCCCUCUGCCGCCGACGGGCAGGCCUGUGUGCCCGGCGGCCAGCCCAAGUCGUGGGCCAGCCUCUUCCACGGCGCCGCGCCCUCUGCCCUGCCCGCGCCCCCCGUGGACCUCAAGCACUCCCCCCCUGCCGCGCCCUCCGAGAAGCAGGUGGGCCUGAAGGAGGGGCUAGUGCCCGUCUGCGAGGACCCCGUCGCCCUGGAGAUGGCAGAGCUGCUGGAGAACGUGACCCUGGUGCACAAGCCCGUGUCGCUGCAGCCGCGCGGGCUCAUCAACAGGGGCAACUGGUGCUACAUCAACGCCACCCUGCAGGCCCUGGUCGCCUGCCCGCCCAUGUACCACCUGAUGAAGGUCAUUCCCCUCUACUCCCAGGCCCAGCGGCCCUGCACGUCCACGCCCAUGAUCGACAGCUUUGUCCGGCUGAUGAACGAGUUCACCAACAUGCCGGUGCCCCCGAAGCCCAGACAAGCUCUCGGGGACAGAGCCGUGCGGGAGAUCCGGCCCGGAGCCGCCUUCGAGCCCACCUACAUCUACCGCCUGCUCACCGUCAUCAAGUCCAGCCUGUCGGAAAAGGGGCGGCAGGAGGACGCCGAGGAGUACCUGGGCUUCAUCCUGAACGGCCUCCACGAGGAGAUGCUGGCCCUGAAGAAGCUGCUCUCGCCCGACAGCGAAAAACCCACUGUGUCCAACGGGCCCGGGAGGCACUCGGCGGCCGAGGAGCUGGGCGAGGGGAGUGAGGACGAGUGGGAGCAGGUGGGCCCCCGCCACAGGACGGCCGUCACUCGGCAGGCGGACUUCGUGCAGACCCCGAUCACCGGCAUCUUCGGGGGACACAUCAGGUCGGUGGUGUACCAGCAGAGCUCCCGGGACUCGGCCACGCUGCAGCCCUUCUUCACGCUGCAGCUGGACAUCCAGUCCGACAGGAUCCACACGGUGCAGGACGCGCUCGAGAGCCUGGUGGCGCGGGAGGCCGUGCAGGGCUACACCACCAAGACCAAGCAGGAGGUGGAGGUGAGCCGCAGGGUGACCCUGGAGAAGCUGCCGCCCGUGCUGGUGCUGCACCUGAAGCGCUUCGUGUACGAGAAGAGCGGCGGCUGCCAGAAGCUCGUCAAGAACAUCGACUACCCCGUGGACCUGGAGAUCAGCAGGGAACUACUUUCUCCAGGGGUCAAAAAUAAGAACCUCAAAUGCCACCGGACGUACCGGCUCUUUGCAGUGGUCUACCACCACGGCAGCAGCGCCACCGGGGGCCACUACACCACUGACGUCUUCCAGAUCGGCCUCAGCGGCUGGCUUCGCAUCGACGACCAGACGGUGCGGGUGGUGAGCCAGUACCAGGUGGUGAAGCCGGCGGCCGGCCGCACAGCCUACCUCCUCUACUACCGCCGCGCCGACCUGCUCUAGCCGCGGGCCGGGGCCAGGCCGCCGGGCCGGAGCAGACUCGCUGGAUCAAGGGGACACGCAGAACCCGGCAGAGGAUGGUUCCGAGCCCGGAGGGAGCGUGCCGCGGCCCCCGGCCCGUCGCUCCGGGGACGCCCUGCACCAGCAACACUUGCAAACUUGUGGAAAUGAAUUUUAUCUUUCCUGGAAAAUAAAUUUUUUAACCCAUCACUCUUUCCCCCCUACCCUCUAGCUUUUGAUAAAUGAUUUUAAAAAAUUGAGCCACUUCCCAGAGAAGAAACAGUUCUUGAGAAGAAAGCGACGGUAGUUGCUGGUUCCUGCUGGAGAGCCGCGCGUUUGUGGUCACACGGGGAAACCGCUUCCGUCCACGCGGCGAGCAGAGCCCGGCGUGGGGCUCGUCCCACAGACGGUGAUUGGAACGUUGUUACCAUUAAAAGAUUUCAAAUCGG
Sorex araneus (European shrew) is the source of this 2861-nucleotide messenger RNA. RefSeq names its product ubiquitin specific peptidase 10 (gene USP10). The transcript is spliced from 14 exons. Gene Ontology annotation, molecular function: cysteine-type endopeptidase activity; cysteine-type deubiquitinase activity. The record is from RefSeq and is a predicted model, not a curated record. Bases 130 to 2415 code for a protein of 761 amino acids. Gene Ontology annotation, cellular component: nucleus; early endosome; cytosol. Lineage: Eukaryota; Metazoa; Chordata; Mammalia; Eulipotyphla; Soricidae. Gene Ontology annotation, biological process: regulation of autophagy; protein deubiquitination; DNA damage response, signal transduction by p53 class mediator.